UGAGAUUCCACCAAUAGCUUCACAGACAGUUAGCAUCAGACGGAAGAGUCACGUUGGCGGUGUGCUGUAGUCGGCGAGCCUUUUAGCAUGUCUUCAAGAAACUCUUUUUUACACUUUCUUCAAGCUCUUUGUUUGCUUUCCACUUGCAGAGCUGAUUUGUGCAAUUGGAGCGGAAGUGGGCUAAUGCAGGACAAUCAUUUGCGUGCGGUGCAGCAGGUCCGCUUGCACUGCACCGAGGGAUCAGUAGAAUGGAUAUACCCCAGCCGCGCCUUGCGGGUGGUCCUGGAACCCAUCCUCGCCAGGGCGCAGCGCACCACUCUCUGCAUCAAACCUUUCCGUGGCUUUCGAGGAGCUAGCCUAUUCAUUGAGCGCACUGGGGAGUUGGACCUGUUGAUGGCUGAUGGCGAGCGGCUGGAACGUGUGCACUGUUUUCGCGCAGGUGGACGUCAGAAAUCUGCUCUUUUCAUUCAGGCUAACCCACAAGAAGACAUCAGCCGUCGGAUAGCGGGCUUCCACUACGAGUUCCCCAGAAGAUGGAGUUCAGCCGGGAGGCUCCGUAGGCCCCUGCAAGCUGCCUGCCAACCAUGCAACAACACAGAACUUCUGCUGGCCGUCUGCAACAGUGAUUUUGUCAUCCGUGGCUCAAUCCGGAACGUAUCCCACAAUGCCGAGCGACAGACGUCCAUGGUGGAAGUGCGGGGCAGCCGGAUGUAUCGUCAGCGAAGUGGGGUGUUUGAACGGGAGGUGGGCGCCCAGGUACCCAACUGGCGCGGGCACAUCCACACCUUGCUGGCAUGCCACGUGAGGCCAGGGGAAGGCCUGUUCCUCUUCACUGGCGCUGAGCACUUUGGCGAGGCCUGGCUUGGCUGUGCCCCCCGGUUUAAGGACUUUCUCGCCCUCUACCUGAGGGCCAAGCGGAAUCAGCAGAACCCGUGUGACUUCCCCCUGGACUAGCCCUAUCCCUAGAGCCAAAGGGCAUCUCGCUGCACUGAUGGACAGCGAGACAGGGGUCCAGUACAUUGUCCUCAUUGGACAAGAGGGUGUUCUCCUCAACUCAACCAAUACCACCAACACAUACACUUCAUAGCAAAAAAGAGAGACAGAAAGAUUAGAUGUUCUUUGUUUCAGUGGAUGUUAUUUAAAUGAACAUUAUAGACCCUUUCAACAAGGUAAACAAAAACAAUGCUUGA
Alosa alosa (allis shad) is the source of this 1190-nucleotide messenger RNA. Its product is annotated as meteorin-like protein. The transcript is spliced from 4 exons. Gene Ontology annotation, molecular function: hormone activity. Bases 88 to 954 code for a protein of 288 amino acids. NCBI's taxonomy places the organism in Eukaryota, Metazoa, Chordata, Actinopteri, Clupeiformes, Clupeidae. The record is from RefSeq and is a predicted model, not a curated record.